Molecule: messenger RNA, 9123 nt
Organism: Centropristis striata (black sea bass)
Lineage: Eukaryota; Metazoa; Chordata; Actinopteri; Perciformes; Serranidae
Product: WD repeat-containing protein 7
Exons: 31
Coding region: 159-4646 (1495 amino acids)
Cellular component (GO): cytoplasm
Molecular function (GO): protein binding
Source: RefSeq, a predicted model, not a curated record
GACCGAACAGAUCGGUUUAUAUGUGCGACAAGCAGCAAUAAACAAGACGAAAAACGGGAUAAAUUCUGUUUUUUCUUGCCUCGGAGGGAACCGUAAACCGAUAAGUCUUCACACAGAAGGAAAUGCCCCAGUAGGACAUUUUGUGAAACAUCAGCAUAAUGUCGGGGAACAACUUGGUUCUACCCAUAGUGCUAUGGGGCCGCACGGCUCCCACCCACUGUAUCAGCAGUCUGCUGGUGAUGGACGACUUCAGCACCAUCAUCACUGGCUGCCACGACGGACAGAUCUGCCUCUGGGACAUGACUCCUGAGCUGGAGAUUUGUCCCAGAGCCAUGUUGUUUGGUCAUACCGCCUCCAUCACCUGUCUGUCUAAAGCCAGUGCGUGCAGUGACAAACAGUACAUUGUCAGUGCAUCAGAGAGCGGAGAGAUGUGUUUAUGGGAUGUUAAUGAUGGACGUUGUAUUGAGUUCACCAAGCUGGCCUGCGCUCACACUGGCAUACAGUUCUAUCAGUUCACCAUCGGCACUGAGAGGGAGGGACGUCUGCUUUGCAACGGCCACUACCCAGAAAUCCUUGUGGUGGACGCUACUAGUCUUGAAGUCCUGUACUCCCUGGUGUCCAAGAUCUCUCCUGACUGGAUCAGCUCCAUGAGCAUUAUCCGAUCCCACCGAACACAAGAGGACACAGUGGUGGCAGUGUCGGUGACGGGGAUUUUGAAGGUCUGGAUCAUCACAGCUGAGGUCAGCAGGAUGCAGGACCUGGACCCUGUGUUUGAAGAAGAGUCUAAACCCAUCUACUGUCAGGGCUGUCAGAGUAUUUCCUUCUGUACCUUCACUCAGAGCAGUCUGCUGGUUGUCUGUUCCAAGUACUGGAGGGUGUUUGAUGCAGGAGACUACUCGCUGCUCUGCUCAGUGUCCAGUGACAGCGACCAGGCCUGGACCGGAGGAGAGUUCAUCGCCGCGGACAAAGUCAUCAUCUGGACUGAAGACGGCUGCAGUUACAUCUACAAGCUGCCCGCCAGCUGUCUGCCCGCUAGUGAACAUUUCCGCAGUGAUGUUGGGAAAACCAAAGAAGGCUCGAUCCCCCCGCUGGUCUACAGCAUUGCCGACCGUUCAGACAAACAGCUCCUCAUCUGUCCUCCUGUGACUCGCUUCUUCUUCGGCCGUCGAGAGCCCUUCCAUAAGCUGCUGAUCCAGGGAGACUCAGCGGGCCGACUGUCCCUGUGGAGCAUCCCAGACACCUCGCCGCUGCAGCCGCUGUCCACCGCUGCAGAGCUGCAGGUGUCGUCCACCAUCAGUCUCCAGGAGGCGUUUGAUAAGCUGACCCCCGUGUCUGCAGGGAUCAUCGACCAGCUCAGUGCUCUGCCUGGAAAAGACGGACCCAUUAAGGUGACAGCCAGCGUGUACAUCCCCUCUCAGGGCCGCCUGGUGUGCGGGAGAGAAGAUGGAAGCAUCAUCCUGGUUCCUGCCACUCAGACCGCUAUCGUCCAGCUGCUGCAGGGGGAGCACAUGCUCAGGAGAGGCUGGCCGCCCCAUCGUACCCUGCGAGGUCAUCGUAACAAGGUGACAUGCGUCCUGUAUCCGUACCAGAUCUCUCCCCGCUACGACCAGCGCUCCCUGGUGUCCGGAGGAGUGGACUUCUCUGUCAUCGUCUGGGACAUUUUCACCGGAGAGAUGAAGCACAUUUUCUGUGUCCACGGAGGAGAGAUCACCCAGCUCAUCGUCCCACCUGAGAACUGCAGCACUCGGGUGCAGCACUGCGUCUGCUCGGUGGCCAGCGACCACUCGGUCGGCCUGCUCAGCCUCAGGGAGAGGAAGUGCAUCAUGCUGGCGUCGCGACACCUCUUCCCCAUCCAGGUCAUCAAGUGGCGUCCUGCAGAUGACUACCUGGUGGUCGGAUGCUCUGACGGCUCCGUCUACGUCUGGCAGAUGGAUACAGGAGCCUUGGACCGCUGUGUGAUGGGCAUAACUGCAGUAGAAAUCCUGAACGCCUGCGAUGAGCUGGCUCCAGCCACUGUGGACGCUCUGAGCCACUCCGCUGUGAACCUGAAGCAGGCGAUGACUCGCCGCAGCCUGGCGGCGCUGAAGAACAUGGCCCAGCACAAGCUGCAGACGCUGGCCACCAACCUGCUGGCUGCAGACAACGCUGACAAGGGCAACCUGCCGAAAUACUCCCAUAAUGCCCUGGUGGUCCAGUCGAUGAAGACCAACCUGACGGACCCUGACAUGCACGUGCUGUUCUUCGACGUGGAGGCAGUGAUCAUCCAGCUGCUGACGGAGGAAGCCCAGAGACCCAACCCCACCUUGGUGUCUCCAGAGACCCUGCAGAAGAGCCAGGCUGGGGCCGACAAGGGGGGGUCCUUCCUGGCCAAUAAGAUCUUCAAACAGGUGAAGGAGACGAUGAAGGAGACCAUCAAGGAGCACCUGUUGGACGAAGACGAAGAGGAGGAGGAGGAGAUGAGGAGGCGGGAGGAGAAGUCCAAGUCUCUGAGUCUGCUGGAGUACAACCUGACGAUGGACACGGCCAAACUCUUCAUGUCCUGCCUGCACGCCUGGGGUCUCAACGAGCAGCUGGACGGCAUCUGUCUGGAGCGACUGGGCAUGCUCAGACCGCACUGCCCCAUCUCCUUCGGCCUGAUCUCCAGAGGAGGACACAUGUCCCUCAUGCUGCCCACCUUCAAGGAGUCCUUGCUGCGGCAGUUGUCCCUGGCGACCGGUCUGAAGCUGACUCUGUCCGACAUCGUGGGGAAAGGGACAUACGGCGUGUCGAGGGCCGUCACCACACAGCACCUGCUGUCUGUUAUCUCUCUGGCCAACACUCUGAUGGGCAUGACCAACGCCACCUUUGUAGGAGAGCACAUGAAGAAAGCACCAGUCAGGCCUCCCAGACCAGGAGGAACCCCGGAGACUCCUCGCAGGACGCUGGCUGCCCCCCCUCAGCCCUCCAACCCAGCGCUACAGGCCCAGAUCAAACAAGCUGCUGUAGCUGCCACAGCCAACACCAGCACUGUUACUACUGCUGGGGCUCCGGGGGCCCCCAGGGGCCCUCCUCCGAGGCCCCCUGGCUCCCCGAGCCCCGGCCCAGCUUCUCAUAACAUCCCCUCAGUCAACGAAGGUUGGAGCCAGCUGGCAGCCAUGCACUGUGUGAUGCUCCCUGACCUCCUUGGACUGGACAAGUUCAGGCCUCCUCUGCUGGAGAUGUUGGCGAGGAGAUGGCAGGACCGCUGUCUGGAGGUGCGAGAAGCAGCACAAGCUCUCCUGUUGGCUGAGUUAAGGAGAAUCGGCCAAUCCGGACGUAAAGACACCAUCGACCUGUGGGCUCCCUACCUGCCUCAGUAUGUGGACACCGUCAGCUCCCCUGGGUCGGCCACUGAGCCCUCCCCUCCGGCCCCGCCUCCUCCUGAGGCUCAGCCAAUAGAAGCAAAGGUUCCUGAGGAGGAGAUGGACGUCACAGAUGAUGACAUCACAGCAGGCUGUCUGUCCAACCUUCCACCAAACGCCAAGAAGAUCUCCAACUCGUACGAAGAGCGCCGCAAACAAGCCACCGCCAUCGUGCUGCUGGGGGUCAUCGGCGCUGAGUUCGGUGCUGAGAUUGAACCUCCAAAGGGUUUGGCUCGGGCCCGGGCAGGCGGACAGGCACCUGAAGGCUUCGGACUGACCAGUGGAGGCUCGUCCAACUACUCCCUGGCCAGACACACAUGUAAGGCGCUGACCUUCCUGCUGCUGCAGCCCCCCAGCCCUAAGCUGCCUCCCCACAGCACCAUCCGCCGCACCGCCAUCGAUCUGAUUGGCCGAGGCUUCACCGUGUGGGAGCCAUAUAUGGACGUGUCAGCGGUGCUCAUGGGGCUGCUGGAGCUGUGCGCUGACGCCGAAAAACAGCUGGCCAAUAUCACCAUGGGUUUGCCCCUCAACCCGCCUGCAGAUUCUGCUCGCUCAGCGCGCCAUGCCCUCUCUCUCAUCGCUACAGCCCGGCCCCCGGCCUUCAUCACCACCAUUGCAAGAGAGGUUCACCGGUACAACGCAGCUCAGGCGAACUCUCAGUCGCAGCAGAACGUUCACACCACCACUCUGGCCAGAGCCAAGACUGAGAUCCUGCGAGUGAUCGACAUCUUGAUUGAGAAGAUGCCUGGAGACGUUGUGGAUCUGCUGGUCGAGGUGAUGGAUAUCAUCAUGUACUGUAUUGAAGGGUCUCUGGUGAAGAAGAAAGGACUUCAGGAGUGUUUCCCCGCUAUUUGCAAGUUCUACAUGGUCGGUUACUGUGACCGUAGCCACCGCAUCGCUGUCGGAGCUCGCCAGGGUUCAGUGGCCCUCUACGACGUCCGUACUGGAAAAUGCCAGAACAUCCAUGGUCAUAAAGGUCCAAUCACAGCAGUGUCGUUCGCCCCUGAUGGCCGUUACCUGGCAACGUACUCCAACGCUGACAGCCACAUCUCCUUCUGGCAGAUGAACACCAGUCUGCUGGGCAGCAUCGGGAUGCUGAACUCUGCCCCUCAGCUCCGCUGCAUCAAGACCUACCAGGUUCCUCCCGUGCAGCCGGCCUCCCCGGGCUCCCAGAACCACCUGAAGCUGGCCCGCCUCAUCUGGACCUCCAACCGCAACGUCAUCCUGAUGGCCCACGACGGCAAGGAGCACCGAUUCAUGGUCUAAACCGGAUCUGUGUCUCCAGCUGAGCCCAAGUUGUGUCUGUUUUUAGGUUUCUGAAGUGCUCCAGCAUGGAUUCUCUCAGUGGUCGCUUUAGUUUUAGCUUAACGUUUGAUCGAGUUUAAAAAUAAGUGAGGCUGAUAGUGAAGGCUCGUAUUGGACUACAGCUUGGCCAGAAACGUUAAAAAAACCCAGCUGAGCUCCAGAUGGACUGGAUGAAUUUUUUUGUUUUUAUCUUCCAUAGUGAUCAUUGUGAGGAAUCUCUAUCUGUAAUUUAUUUCAACGCCCUGAUAGAAGUCCUGUUUACAAUCAGUGUAUUUUUUAGUUCUUACCUCUUGUCAUUCCUAUUUAUUUGCUGGAAAAAUCUCCAGUCACCAUCUUGCUGCAGGGUCCAAACUGUUGCAGUUUAAUUAAAGUCAGCCUUUAACUUGCUGCCAUUUGGCUUCCCAACUACUUCAGCGUUAAAUAAGAUCAUUUAAUUAUUCAUUUUCUUAAUGUUAGCUGAUUCACUUUGCAGACACAAUAAUUGGAACGUGGAUUUACUGUAGCAACUUUAAACGAUUCAACCUUCGCUCCAUUUUCUGUUCUUUAUAUUAAAGUUUGGGAGUGAAAAGAUGAAACAACCUUAAAAUGAAGUUCUUUAUUUGUAAUUGCUGGAAUGAUUUGUUCUCUCCGACCUCUGCAACACAAGUACACAGCACAUGUGUGUUUGUUGAGAGUGGGAGUUCUUUGGUGUUUCCUUUUACUUUUGUGACACCUUUAAAGCUUUUUCCAUCCUCACUGAGCUUCAUGUAGAAACGUGUGUGUGUGUGUAUGUGUGUGUGCGUUUACACCCGAGUGUAUUUUCACAAGCACACAUUCUCACUUCAGACUGCUCGGCCUAAAAGCUGGAUCACAGAAAGGCUUUAGACUCAGGAGGUGCAGCAUUUCUCACUGCAGAUAUUUUAAAGAAGCACAACAUUAUUUUGGUCACAUUUAAAGAGGAUAAUGGCAACAUUGUAUGAGUCAACAAAAGGGUUUCUGGGGGACAGGUCCAGACUAACACAUAUAGUUUAUAUGGCUCAUUAGUGCCGUUUGGUCCAAAAGGAGCAAAAUAGUUUUUGAUAGUCUUCCAUCCGAGUUGGUCAAAUUAUUUCAUUUUUCAUUGAGUCUGAACACAGUCACAAGUCUCUCCGUGCAGACCGCAUCUCAGCUGCAUCUUCAGGCCACCUGAAGAGUUUAUUAACUCUUCAGCUUUAUAUACAUCUCGCAACCUAGAAGUAGCAGAGCGUGCUGUCCCUGCACAGAGCCGGAGAGCAGCACUCUGCUCCGGUUAAUUAUCCAACAGACUCUGCCUUCACGUUCACCCAGCAGCUUGGAACUUCUUUAGUCUUGAGGAGCUGCAGUGGUUAUUCAUGAACAAACUGUAAACUACACUGCACAUGACAUGCCACACUGCAGAGAAAGCUUGCUGCUUUUAAAGAUAUAUAAAGACGGAUCUGAUAUAUACAUUUGUUUCUGUGUCAUGUGAUGGCUGCUGUGACGGUCCCGGUCUAGACACAGGGUUGGAUCAGUUUUUUCUGUCUAGUGGUUUUAAUGCAGUUUUGUGUCUUCAAUCUUUUUUUUUCAAUGGGCAUAGUACUAAGACCCCUCAGUUCCCCUUAAAUCACUCAGUUCCCUCUGGUUUCCCUGGAGCAUCCCUCUCUCCAGCCUGUUCUCCCUCAAAAACGUCAGUAUAGGUCGUGUGUACAGGCAGCGAAAAAAAAGCUAUAUUCACGUAAUUCAAGUUAAAAAGACGGAUUCCCCUGCUUGGUUGGACAAUGGGGUGGUGGAUGGGUCCAACAAAUGGCGGACUUUCACCCAGGAGAGCGUGGUUUGUGUCCCGUGUGAAAACAAAAAUAAGUGAUUUUUAACCCUAAGUUACGUGAAUCAUGUCUUUUACAUCACUGAUGUUAGUCACAUGACCCGUGUAACUACUUCACUUCUGGCAUUUACGUACAUUUAUUUACUGUUUAAACUGUCUUUUAGAACGCCUUACCAGGAAGUUUUUUGCCCUAAACCUAGGUCAGUAGUUUUACAACAUAAAUCCACAAAAAACUGCAGCCUUUUUGGUGCGACUUGUGUGCUAUUUUCAGAACGUGCCGCUGUACCAUUAGCCGUGAAACGCGAGCCGUGAUACGUACAUGUUGUAAUUUGUCAUACUGACACACAACCUCUUCUGUCAUUUAGGUUGGAGAGCUUGUUGCUCUCUCACAAUGUAAAAACUAUUCUGGAGCUUCAUGCGUUGCCUCAUUCUCCACCUUGCUUUGUAUUUUUUGGGUGAAUUGUGCAUUUCUUUGCAGAUGACAAUGCUUUAAAUAUUACUGGUAGAUGUCCACUUUCCCGCAUCUUGCUCCCAAUGUGUACAUAUACAGUAUAUAUAUCUGAUCAGAGCUGCUGUGUAAUGUAGUCUGUUACUCUUGUACAGUGAGCGUAGAUCCUGUGUGGUGAACUUGUUGUGGCUACUGUCUGCCUGGCACUGACUAUUUCUUCAAAUGAGUGAAUUUUUCUGCUUGAGUUGAUUUCAAACUUUGGAUUUUUUAAAGUCACAGUAUUCCAUUUGGAUGAAUAUCUUGACUGUCAUGUUAUUGAGAGGUUAUCAAUGGAACACUUUUUCAGUUUUUUCUUUGAAUGUCACAAAUGUUUACAUUCCUUAUUAAUAACAGCAGGUACAAAAAAGCACGACUUAGCUUGUUAUCCUGGAACUAACCAUGUCCAUGAAUGCUACAGCUUUAGCAGCAUAACUAUUCAAAGAAAAGAAAUUGUUUUUGUGGUAUAUCUUCUCACCUUUCUGUAGUUAUGUAUGUUGGUACACCAUGACAUCACUGUUAGGUGUCAUUAGCCAUGUUUUCAUCAACGAAUUUCAAUGUACGUUUUGAAGAUUUGAAUGAGAAAAGCUUGAUGGAAACACCAAAAUUUGAUAAAAUAUUCAGAAAAGUUUUUAAGCUCCCUUGAGUUGGAGCACUAAACGGGAGAUGGAAAUGUAUGUGUUCAACGUAGCGAUUUAACUCAUGACUGAUCAGCUGUUUCCGCUCUGACAUGUAAGAACAAUUAUAAGUCGCCCUGUUUAAUCUAGGUCCUGAAGACAUAUUUUCUGUCAUGGUUGGCCAAAGUUGUCCGAUUAGCAACCUAUUUUUUUAAUAUAACUUGUUCUUUCUCUGAUGGAAACGUCCCUAUUUAAAAAUUUUGCUUCAAAAUUUGGUUCGAUUUUAAUGGAAACACGGCUAAUAAUUUAAAGUUUGGCUCUAAAGUUCCAGCAUGACUCUUCAUGGUUGGAGACAUGAUUUUGCACAUUGUACCUUAACUGGUCAGGACCUUCUUUUUUAAAAUAUGUCGUCACGUUGUCGUCUGUUUUAGUGCUCAGAGUUUUAUGCAGAAAGAGAAAUAUAUACCUACAAACUGUAUAUACAGAUAUGAUAUUUCUAGACUCGUUCCUGGCAGAAUCACACUGAAUAUUUAGAUUCUUUUGGCUCUUGGUAGCGACUGGCAUUCAUGAAUUAGCUUUAAUUCUAUAUUUUCCACUCUUCCUUCUCCUCUGUCCUCUCCUCCUCUCCUCUGUCCUCCCUCUUCUCCUUCCUCCAUCUCCUGUCAGUUUCAUUAGUGCUGUCAGAAAGCUUCUAACACUGUUACACACCUGUAAACCCGAGCGUGUCAAAGCUUUUCACAAGUUCUUCCUCUCUUCAAAAAAAAUAUCCAGCAGCUCGUCAGACGGGUUUCUGAAAACACACACACACACACGCACACACACACCUAUGUCAAGUCCAGCAAGUCCAGACAGCUUUGAGAUCUUAAUCUUUGGUUUUCUCCGCCACUCUUAACAGUUUGAGAAAAUAUGUUUUUGGCAGUCUCUCUGGGGAGGAAAGGUGAGAAAAAUAAAGUAGGCAGAGAGGAGGAGCGGAAGAGUAAGUAACAAGUGAGGAAGAUCAGGUCAUCCACCCAGAAAAAGGAGGCUCUCUGUUGGAGGUAGUGAACCGAAAUGUCUAAAAGAACCUUCUGGUUCUGCGGCAUCGUGGAGAAAAAAUAAGAUAUAUUGUGCAGUAUCCAAACACUGCAGAUAGAAAUAAAUAGAAAUUGAUCUUCACAGUGACUUGAAUAUAUAAAUGAUAAAUAUGACAGGAACAGUUUUACAUUUUUAGCUACUUGCGUGGCUUCAAUUGUCUAUUUUUUGUGUCUGAUGUGUGACUGUGCUCUUAAAAUAAAAUGUGUCUGCUUACUUCAACAUUCAAAGAUUCAGUUCAGAACACACUAAAUGUAAUCAGCUUGUUUUAUUUGUAUUUUUUAAAAAUUGGAUUAUUUAUUGUUCAUACAUUAAACUCAAUCUAGAUAUUUAAGAGUGAGUGUGUGUGUGAUGUAGUGCAUGUAUAUGAGCUUCACUCGAUGUAACUGCAGGUUGAAUCUACAUUUAAUGUGUUGAAAUGUGUUGAUGUUGUUGACUUUGUGACCAAUAAAGAUGAAAAUAAGACGG